This is a messenger RNA of Lasiosphaeria miniovina, 5634 nucleotides long. RefSeq lists its product as uncharacterized. Gene Ontology annotation, biological process: secondary metabolite biosynthetic process; amino acid activation for nonribosomal peptide biosynthetic process. Gene Ontology annotation, cellular component: cytoplasm. The record is from RefSeq and is a predicted model, not a curated record. The transcript has a single exon. Bases 1 to 5634 code for a protein of 1877 amino acids. Lineage: Eukaryota; Fungi; Ascomycota; Sordariomycetes; Sordariales; Lasiosphaeriaceae. Gene Ontology annotation, molecular function: catalytic activity; phosphopantetheine binding.
AUGGCGGCCCGGAUUAACAUAAACCAGACAUGGCUGUCCCAGCUAGAAGCCGUACGAGACGGACAGAAUCUCACCCUGAGAAUUCUGCGGAAUGACACGGACGGCUCCUCGGCAGGGAAACAAGCACUCGGCAAAUUGGAAGCGCUGGGUGAGAUCCUGGGCGUCAUUACGAAGACCCCCGAGAAACCAAUCGCGGUCCUUUUCGACCCUCUCGGCUGCGACUCGGACCAAAUCUGGAAAUGGAACGCAGAGCUGCCGCCGACCAUCGACCGCUGCAUUCACGACAUCAUCUCCGACCAAGCUGGGACAAGACCAGAGCAAGUCGCCGUUUCUUCUUGGGAUGGCCGUUUCACGUAUGCCGAAGUAGAAUUGAUGUCAACCCGGCUGGCUCUCUAUUUGGUCGCCCAAGGCAUCGUUGUCGGAACUAUUGUUCCCCUGUGUUUUGAGAAGAGCCGCUGGACGAUUGUUGCACUGCUGGCCGUUAUAAAGGCAGGCGGUGGUUUUGCCCUCACGGACCCGACUAGUCAACCCGAAGCCAGAUUGAAGGCGAUGGUUGAGCAAACAGGCGGCAGCUUGAUUGUGGCUUCUCAAGGACAGUCUGACUUGGCGCGACAGAUCGUGCCGCAGAAUGGCCAGGUUGUCACCGUUUCUGACGAAUUGUUCGCCACGUUGAGAAACGGAAUCGAAGGCACAUCGGCAUCCUUGCCGCUCAUCCCGGCCUUGACAACACCACUCUAUAUCCAGUUCACCUCGGGAAGCACCGGGCGACCGAAGGGCGUUGUAGUUUCACACUCCAACUACACCAGCGGCGCGAUUCCGCGAGCAGCCGCGGUGGGGUACACCUCAACAUCGCGGGUGUUUGAGUUUGCAAGCUACGCAUUUGAUGUGAGUAUUGACUGCAUGCUAUGCACGCUCGCAAUGGGAGGCACAAUCUGCAUUCCUUCAGACGCAGAUCGCAUGAACGACCUCGGUGGCGCAAUUGCGGCCAGCGGUGCGAACAUGGCGCACAUGACACCCAGUGUAGCACGCGUCCUCGAUCCAAAGGUCAUUUCUGGGCUUGAUGUCCUCGGCCUGGGCGGCGAGGCUGUCUCGGCAGCUGAUGCGGCGGCUUGGAGCAAAGGAAAGACCAGCGUCAUCAUUGCCUAUGGCCCCUCCGAGUGCACCGUUGGUUGCACGGUGAACAACACAUUCGCUCACGGCAGAGGCGACGACGAGAGGAAGCUGUUCACUACUGGCAACAUUGGCAAGGGCGUUGGCGGCGUUGGCUGGAUUACAGAUCCCCAAGAUUCUGAGCGCCUAGUUCCGGUUGGUGCAGUGGGCGAGCUGCUGAUAGAGGGCCCUGUUGUGGGUUUGGGAUAUCUCGGCGAGCUAGAAAAGACGGCCGAGGUCUUCAUCGAUGAUCCUGCGUGGCUUGUGGCCGGGCACGGCGCCACUCCUGGCAGGCGCGGUCGUCUCUACAAGACAGGCGAUCUCGUCCGCUAUGACGCCGAUGGGUCUGGAGACAUCAUUUUUGUUGGACGAAAGGAUGCUCAAGUCAAGCUUCGGGGACAACGUGUCGAACUGGUUGAGAUUGAACACCAUUUGGGCAGUAGACUCCUAGGCGGAGUAAAGAUCGCGGCCGAGGUCAUCAAGCCGAUUGGUGGUGAACCAACGCUGGUCGUCUUUGCUUGCGACCCCAAUUCUGCUCCCGGCUCCCCAAGAGAGGCGGCGAGUGACGUCGAUGUAGAGCCCUUGGAAUUUUCGGCGGAAAUGGUAGAAGCCCUGGCCAGCAUCGACGAGUCCCUUGCUGCCGACCUUCCUCGGUACAUGGUACCGGCCGCCUACAUCCCUCUUCACGAGAUGCCAUCUCUCGUGUCAGGAAAGAUCGAUCGCAAGAAACUGCGUGAACUUGGGGCUACUUUGACUCGCGAGGAACUAGCCACCAGCAACCGGAGGAACAAAAAGGGGGGGUCCAAACAUCCCGAGACAGACACAGAGCGUGCACUGUGCCGCGUCUGGCAGGCGUUGCUCGGAGACGGAGUCGAAAUUUCCGUCCAGGACAGCUUCUUUGCUCUGGGCGGCGAUUCUCUUAGGGCUAUGAAGCUCGUCUCGUUAGCACGUUCUGAAGGAAUCGCGAUAACUGUCGCCGAUGUUUUCCGGUACCCGGUGCUGCGAGACAUGGCAGUCGUGGCCACCAAGAUACCCUCUUCUGGAGAGGACUCGAAUUCUCAGCACCCAGUUGCACCAUUCUCACUGCUCGAGGCUGACUGGAAUGCGGAGGACGCGCGGAGUGAGGUGAGCAGGCUCUGUGACGUGGACGAGGCCGACAUUGAGGAUGUUUACCCCUGCACACCACUUCAAGAGGCGCUUAUGGCUCUCUCAGCCAAAGUCAGGGAGGCGUAUGUCGCCCAGCGGGUCCUGAAAAUGGACAACAUGGAGUCAGCAAAGCGCCUGAAGACAGCCUUUGGGGCCAUUUCGGCCGACAGCUCAAUCAUGCGCACGCGUAUCAUUCAGGUAUCAAAGCAUGGGCUGAUGCAAGUUCUGGUCAAGGGGCCUGUCGUCUGGCGCUCGGCUGGUUCGCUGGCAGAGUACCUCAAGAAAGACCGCGAGGAGCAGAUGGAUCUCGGCAAGCCGCUGGUGCGAUACGCCAUGAUCAUGGAGGGUGGAAAUGCUCACUUCGUGCUCAGCAUGCAUCACGCCUUAUAUGAUGGAUGGUCCAUGCCCCUGGUUGUCGACCGCGUGAACCGGUUGUAUCAGGGUCUAUCACUGCAGCAACCGGCUGCCGACUUCAAGGACUUUAUCCACUACCUGAAUCACAGCUUGGACCGGACUGCAUGUGAUGCGUACUGGCGCGAUCAGCUUGCCGGUGCCACAGGCGUGCAGUUUCCCCGUCUCCCCUUUGAGGGCUACCAGACCCAGGCCGACUCGCUGCUGGAGCUGGAAGUCCAGUUGGACGGCCGAAGACCGCCGGCUUGCACGAAUGCGACCGUCACGCUUGCCACUGUGAUUCGCGCAGCGUGGGCGCUUGUUGCAUCGCAGUACUGCAGCGGCAACCGCGACAUGGUUUUCGGCGAGACUUUGACAGGUCGGAAUGCGCCCAUUGUUGGCGCCGAUGAGAUCGAGGGGCCCAUGAUCACGACGGUGCCCGUCCGCGUGUCGAUUGACCACGAUGCCACGGUCGAGCAAUACCUCCAGUCCAUUGCCGAGCAAAUGAUCAACCAGAUCCCCUACGAGCACGCGGGACUGCAGCACAUCCGGCGGCUGAGCGACGACGCGCUGCAGGCGUGUGAGCUGCGCACCGGUCUGGUGCUGCACCCUGCUGCCGGCGAGGUGGCCGUCGACGAGAACACGCCGGCGAACGGGCUGGUACCUGCGGGCGACGCCGAGGCUGCCCAGGAAGCACUCAAGUUCAACACGUACGCCCUCAUGCUGGUGUGCGCGCUCUCGGCCGACGGAUUUCUCGUCAUGGCGAGCUUCGAUUCGCACACAGUCGACAAGGACACGGUCCAGCGCGUGCUCGGGCAAUUGCGCAUCGUUGUGUUGCAGCUUUGCGACCAAGACGCAAGGCAGCGGAGGAUCGGGGACGUGCAGUGUCUGACAGAGGCCGACAUGCACGAGCUCCAGCUCUUGGGCAACCAAGUCAAGAUGCCAAGUGCCGACUCGGACACGUUUGAGUUUGAGUUUGCAGAUGGGCUCGAGUCGCUGUGGAUCGUCGACGCUGCUGACAGCCAGCGUUUGGUGCCAAGCGGAGCGGUCGGGGAGCUGCUUAUCGAGACAAGAAGUCAGCUGCCUGCGCCCGCCGUGGCUGUCGCCAGGCCAGACUGGGCCAAGCGCGUGGACAGCGAGCAGCUCGCGAGGCAGUCGCGAUUCUACCGAGCCAGUCGCCUGGCGAGAUUCGACUUCAGUAGCGCUGACUGCCCCACCUUCCGUGUCUUACUCAAGACGUCUCAGCCCAAGGCAGCAGUCGCAGCCCGCAACUUGAAGCGCCCAACAGCGACAGCUCCUGCCGUCACGGCCACCUCGGCCAAGCAGAAGACGCUCCGCGCCAUCUGGGCGCGCCUUCUCAACGUCGACGAAGAUAGCAUCUACUUGGGCGACAGCUUCUUUGCGCGCGGCGGCGACUCUAUCACCGCCAUGAAGCUGGUUUCCGAGGCGCGCCAACAGGGCAUGCACAUCACCGUGGCACUUGUCUUCGCGAAUAGGACGCUCUAUGACAUGGCCAAGGUCUUACAAAAUGCCCCCACGCCCACGCCCAAGUCCACACCCGCGACGUCGGGUUCUUCAGAGGCAGCUGCAACCGGAUUGGCAACCGUGGCAGGGAGGGCGGCCGAGUACCAGCCGAUGGCCCUGUUCCUCUCGUACUUCAUGGGUCGCUUCCGAGAUCAGCUCGCCGACAAGACGUGGAAGAUCUCCGACGUGAUCCCCACGCGGCCGCUUCAGGAGAUUGCUGUGCGCGGCACCGUCGAGCUGCCUCGGUUCUCCCUGCGAUAUGAACUACUGCACUUCAAUGGCAUGGUGGACAAGAUGCGACUUUUCACGGCGUGCCAGGAGCUAGUGUCGCAAAACGAGAUCCUGCGCACUGUCUUCGUCCGGGUGGACGGCACAUGUUACGGUGUCGUGCUGGACAGUCUGCCAAUCCCUGUGAUCGAGUACGAGAUCGACGGCGACAGUACCGAGGAAUUCACCAGCCAGCUCUGCCGAGUCGACGCCCAGACCCGCAUCCCGUACGGCUCUUCUUUUGUCAAGUGGUUUUUCAUCACAAAUGGGAAUCAAUGCAGUCUCGCCUUCAGGCUCUCACAUGCCCAGUACGACGAGAUCUGCCUUCCCAUCUUCCUCAAUCAGCUCCACCAGCUAUACCAGGACCCCAAGACAGUGUCCCCCUCAUUUCCCUUCUCCGCAUUUGUCAACUACACACUGCGGGAUAGCAUACCCCGUGCGAUUCCCUACUGGCGCGAUCUCCUCGCCGGGUCUCGCGGGAUAUCGGUACUUCUCCCGGGCAUACCGGUAACGUCACGCCGCCAUUUCGCCAUCCACCGCUCUGUCAACAUCUCGGCCCGCAGCCGCGACGUCACGGUGGCAACACUACCUUCGGCCGCCUGGGCACUCACACUGGCCCGUCGUCUGCGUGUUUCUGACGUCGUCUUUGGCGAGGUGGCAUCUGGCCGAAGCGUUGACAUUCCCGGCGUGCCCGACGCGAAUGUUAUCGCGGGCCCCUGCUGGCAGUACGUGCCGACUCGCGUGCGGUUCGACAGCGAGCCGCCCAUCAAAACGGGCCACGACCUCCUGGCCACUCUCCAGCACCAGCACAUGACAACGUCGUCGCACGACAGCAUGGGCCUCGACGAGAUCGUGCGCCAAUGCACCGACUGGGACCCGGAAACGACGACUUGGUUCGACACAGUUGUUCACCAAGACGUCGCCCACGUCGAGACGCUGUCGUUUGUCGGCCAAACAGCAAAGUUCGAGACGCUCUACCCUUACGAAGAACCACUGAGGGAGUGGAAGAUCCAGGCAUUCCACGACGGCGACACGCUCACCCUCGAAGUCGUCACAUUUGAGUCGUGGAAGGACCAUGCAGUGAAGUUGCUCGACGACGUGGUCACUUCGCUUGAACAGCUGGUCCAGCAGCCUUGGGACCAGCUUGAUGUCGUGUAA